GGGCGCCAACCAGAGCUUGCUUCAUGCCAGGGACUCACCACGACCGUGGGUGCUGCAGGGCUGGACCAUGAGCUGGCUUUCUCCAAGAUCAUUGUGGAGCUACGGAAGAAGCACCCAGGCCACAUCCUGCCAGACGAGGACCUGCAGUGGGUGUUCGUGAACGCGGGUGGGUGGAUGGGCUCCAUGUGCCUCCUGCACGCCUCACUCACAGAGUAUGUGCUGCUCUUCGGGACAGCUGUUGACACUGGGGGCCACUCAGGUCGGUACUGGGCAGAUAUCUCUGACACUGUCAUCUCGGGGACUUUCCGGCAAUGGAAGGAGGGGACCACCAGAAGCGAGAUCUACUAUCCAGGGGACACCAUUGUGCACCAGGCGGGAGAGGCCACGUCAGUGCAGUGGAGCGCAGGCACCUGGAUGGUGGAGUACGGCCGGGGCUUCAUCCCCUCUACGCUUGCCUUUGCCCUGGCUGACACACUCUUCAGCACUCAGGACUUCAUCACCCUCUUCUACACCCUGCGCAUCUAUGCCAAGGGCCUGCUCCUGGAAGCCUGUGCCUUCUUCAGCACCUUGGGCUGCUGAGCCCAGCUCACUGGGGCACCCUGCCGUGCACAGCUGGCUCCUCUCCUCCCAGCCUUUCACCCCUCUCCUCCCCAAGCCCAGGCUCUAGCAGAGGCAGCAGGAGCCCCCCUGUGCCUCCCCCAGAUUACUCCAUCCUUCCUCAUGGGCCAGCUGGGUGCCCGGACAGAGGGACCGUGGUGGUCACAGCAAUACAGGCCGCCAGUUCUCUUUACCUGCCUCUCCAUCCUUUCAAUUGGAGCCAUGUCCUGCUUUUCCAUCCCUCAGGGCAGGAGUGGCCUUGUGGGAUACGAACACCCCCGUGUGCCCUCAGCGUUCCGCGAGAGUGGGGCUGGAGCUAGCUGUCCCCAGGCUCCGUGAAAUUUCUGCAUCUCCUCAGACAUCAGGAGGAGGAUGCCGUCCUUGGGCAGGGUGCACAGGGUAAGUGGGGCCAGAGCACCCAUUGUAAAGGUCAGCUGAGAAGUUCCCUAUCUCCCUGGCAGUCUGCCGGGACUGCAGACAGCGCAGGGCACUGUGUCCAGCUGGCAGCAUCUCCCGUGGCUUCAUCCCUGCUGACGUGGGUUGGCAGCACACGGUGUCACACUGGCUCGGGGCAGGAUCUGCACUGGAAGCCCCCCAGCAGUGGGGGGAUGCCCAGGCUCUGUGCUGAAGGUCCCUCCUGGUCCCCUGUGUCUCAUCAGCCCCAGGGGUCAGCUGGGGCUGGAAGAGGGGUCCCUUUCCCACAGUCCCUUCCCUACAGUCCCCCCCAGGGGGGAGAGCCACCGUCUGUCGCCUUAACAGAGAGCCCGUUUUGUGUGGCCUCUGGGCUAUGCACAUACCUAGUGUCUGCAGGUGCCCAAAGCUCUGUACUAGCUCAGGAUGGGAUCUCGCCCCUCAAAACACUUCCCCUGGCUGUGAGACCCCCUGGGGACAGCCACCCCGCUUGGCUGCCGGCGUGGGGUCCCAGCCGCUGAGGGAGUGCUGUGGUCCCCCGACUGAGCCUGGCUCCGGACCCUGCUGGCAGCCCUGCGGCCGGACCUGUGUGGGCUUGCUGCUUUUGUGGGGGUCUUUCACCUCCACGUUGCUGCCAAAAUAAUGUGCGUGUCCCUGGCCACCAGGCCUGUAGCAUGUCGCUGCUCCCGCUCCCCGGACUGUCCCCAUCCUGCUGACUGGCAGCCCUGCACACGGGCUACUUCUUAAAAUGCCACCUGAGAAGAGAUAUCAGUAAUAAAAUUGUUCAUCCCACCUGCUUGUGUCACCAGGAGAGUCUCUGGAGUGUGCUAAGCCCCUGCCAUGGGGAUCAGUGCUGGAUCUGGCCAGUUCCAGGCUCAGCAGGAGUCCUGCUGGCAACUGGGUGUCCCUGGGGAAGUUGGCACCACUCUUCCUGGGGUCCUGGGAGCUGGGGGAUGUGGUGUUGGGCAGGAUCAUCCCCAAAUUAGCUCCCGGGGACCAGCAAGUGAUGGUGCUGUUACUCUUUCUGCUGCAGUCACUGGGGAUCAGAAGCCUGGGCUGGUGCCUUCUGUGGGGGACCCGAGAGUCAGGGGGGAGCUCUAUUCUUCUGGGGGACAGUGCCAGUGCUGGGUGUGUGGCCAUGAGGGUGGAUGGACCCAGACGUAGCACAUUGGAGGUUCUGAGGGCUUUACACAGACAUGCAGAGGUGCACCCCUCAAUGUGAGAAGGGCACAGGAGGGGAACACAGGGUAUGCAGGGUGUGGGUGUGCAGGUGCACAUGCUGGCAGACGGGUUGCACACAUGUGAGUGCGUAAGU
Molecule: messenger RNA, 2323 nt
Organism: Athene cunicularia (burrowing owl)
Lineage: Eukaryota; Metazoa; Chordata; Aves; Strigiformes; Strigidae
Gene: SIGMAR1
Product: sigma non-opioid intracellular receptor 1
Exons: 3
Cellular component (GO): endoplasmic reticulum
Source: RefSeq, a predicted model, not a curated record